ACCGGGCUGAGCGUCCUCCUCCGAGCGCCGUGUCUCAGAGUUGCAGGUGGGGCAGAGCUGCCCCGCCCGAGAGGGACGCGGGGACAGGGUCCAGGGCAUCAGGGGCUCAUCCCCAGGUCAGUCUCCGGAACUAGGAGGACCUGCGUGGACAGAAUGUGAAGAUCUGAGUUCACAUUUUCACAAGACAACACGAGGCUGGAGUUGAGAGUACAUGCACUCCCCAGUUCACCUCAGUUCCCCUGAGAACACCUAGGCUGUGGGGCAGUGGCCACAUAGCACACCUUGUUCUAUCAAAGGAGAGGAAGUCAGGCUUGUAUUCAGCCUGCAUAACUUCUUUGUUAACUGUCUGAGCUGCAGAAACAUCUGGACUGUCUGACUGUUAACUUUCCCACUGUAAAUGAAAAAUUGGCAUGCUGGGCUCCUCUUUUCAGUUUCUGUGAGCUUGGACAAUGCAGGGCAUCUGCAAGAGCUGGGUCUGCUCGGCAGGCGCCAAUGGAGGCCUGCAGAAAUGGAGGGUGGUGUGAAUUCACCAAGGAGAAGGCCACCAGGAUAAAAAAAUGUCAGUGCUCACUUCUCCAAGAGGAAAGGUAGAAGUGGUUCAUUGCCGAAGAACAGAAUCACAGGAUAUUUAUUGUAUCAAAAACCUCAUUAGAAAGUUUACCCAGAAGCUGUUUGGGAGGCUUAAUAUCAUCUAUCUUCUGGAAAAGGCAAACCUUGCUGUUACCCUCUGCAAUGACAAGGAGGAAAUCAUGGCCCAGGCUACCUUCGUGGACUAUCCCAACUGGAAUGUCUCCAAUCAGGACAACUGGGUAUCCGUGUUCCGGGAGCUUGACAGUGAAAUCCCAUGCACACCUCUGAACACGUUGUUCCUGCACCUCUUUGUGGCCGUGGACGAGUACUCUGUUGGCUGUUGCAGAGAGAUUACUCAGAGCGUGUUUAAGGCAGUGCCGGAGCUGCAUUUCAUAUUCCUCAUUGUGCCAUCCUAUAUGAGCCUAGGCUCAACUCUCAUAACCGUGUUUGAGCAAGUGGGGAACAUUCCAAGUCUGACGUACGAUGAGGACUUCGCUGUGCAUAUAUGUCACAGGCAGAAGCAUUACCCCCAGCUGCACAUCCGCAGGGCCAGGGUAGAAGAUCAUGAUGACCUCAUGCCAAUCUUUCUGCGCCAUGACAUGCUUCUUAAGGAAACUUACGGCGAGUACUUCCUGGCUGAACUGAUAGAGGCCCAAGAUGAAGAGAAUCAUGCCAUCGUGUGUGAGGUGGAAGGUGUAGCUGUUGGGUUCAUGAGUGUGUGCUCAAGAGUGAACAUGCAACUCCUGCAUGAAUGCUUUGACCUGGGGCCCUUCCACGGACUCUGUACCCCACACCCUGAUGAUGUUCUGCAGCCACCGGAAGAGCAGAGCGUUAAAGGAAAUCAAGAUGCUGAGCUUGGUACUAGCAACCACAGUCCCCCGAAAAUAGUUGAGGAGCCACGGGAACCUGUUUCUCCACAGGCCAUGGAAGGCACUCAGGGGAGAAUCACAGAAGAAGCCACAGCUGAGGAACUUUUGUCAGCAGUCCACAGCGGAAACAGUAGUGAAAUGGAGGACAUAGAAAACCUCAGCCAGCAGUCCACUGUGUGUGAUACAGAUGGCCAUGUCAGCUGUCUGAGCUUGGCAUCCAUUUCACUGCCCAAGGAGACCAGCAACUUCCGCCCCAUCUACAAGGGAGCCUCAACUGCUUUUUGUAUUCAGCUCUUUUGUAUCGAGGAGAAAUAUGAAGCAAGGUCACUGGACUUUAUGAAUUUUGUUUUCAGUCUCUUCCCUGACAAGAACUUCUGCAUCAUUUCCCUGCCACACCUCACGCCUGAGUUUGCCCUCGUUCAGAACUUCGUGAAGAUUGUCCCCUUCAACAACUGUACGCUGGAGCAGGAUCUCUAUGUCUUCCAUCGGGCUGGACUGCUCAAGUCUAUUAAAAUAAGAUUAGCCACUUUGUUGGAUACUCCUGGUGUUGAAAAUCUUGUUAGCACGCUCAUGCUGAAAAAGAGUAUAUUGGAGGAUUUAAAGCAAUACAAUGAGGCUCGCAAAGACCAUGAUGGAACACCAAUGAAGGCAUUUGUAGCUGAAGUUGCAGAACAAAUAGUUGGCAUUGCAGUGAUCAGAGAUGAAAUGGAUGUAGAGUACAUACGAUCCCAUUACAACAUUGAAGAUUUCAUCUACUUCAGUCACCACCAGCGCGAAGAACAUGGGCACUUGUACCACUUUGCCCUGAAUCCUAUCUUUCGGCACUACACCAAGUUUUUCCUAAAGGAGAUCCUCCGUUUAGGCUUUAAGUCCUGUCUCUACUACCCUGUUUACCCGCAGGCCAGGGAAGGCAAGUUCCAGAACUCCUCUGCCCACUCCCUGACAUCCGCCCUUCAUUACUUGGUUCCCGUGCGGCCACGACGACAGAUUGUCUAUCCUCUGGAAAAGCUUGGCAUCAACGCUCCAUCAAAGGCGGUCUCCAAGGAUCCGUUGAGUUAUGCCCUGAACCAUACGAACAGAAAACUGACAUUGGAACCUAAAAUAACUGUCAAUGCCAAGAUUGUUGUGGUUGGUGCAUCCAAUGUUGGAAUUUCCUUCCUAGAGACAUUGGUAUUUUGCUCCCACCUGAAGUUUAGUAAUCUCACCCUGAUUUCAACCCAUGGACUCCCUGGAAAAAGGCUUCUGGGCACUGAACAAAGGAAAUUUUUAGCAAGCGACCACUGUUUUCAGGACAGAGAUUACGCGUUGAUGUCACUGUGCUCCUGGGUCAAUGUGGUGGUGGGUAGGAUGACUGCCAUAGACCGAGCAGCCAAGCACGUGGUGCUUUCCCAUGAGGAAAUUGUGCUCUACGACCAUCUCAUCCUUUGUACUGGGCAGCAGUACCAGGUCCCGUGCCCUACAGGGGCUGAUAUUAGUCAACACGUGACAAACAGAGAGAUUCCAAACAGCGGGAAGCAGAGAUACACUGAUAAAGUUCCUCGCAAUCAUUUCACUCUCAACGAUGAAGAAGAUUGCUAUAAGGCCCUGAGUUGGAUAAGGAACAACUCCAUCAUCACAGAAGGGAAUGUCAUUGUCUAUGGGAAUACAAUUGACACUUACACGACAGUGGAGACGCUCUUAAACAUCGGUGUGAGGGGCUCCUAUAUCCACCUGGUGCAGCCCCCGUCCACUUCCACCAUCACCUGCUUCAACAACUACUCCGUGGAGAGCGCGGUGCAGGACGCGCUCAGAGCCUCGGGGGUGACCAUUUACUGCGACGCGCUCCUGGCUCAGUGGAACGACGGCCGGUACCCGGACCCCAUUCACAGCGCCUGCUUCACCACGCCCACCAAGCCUUUCAGACUCCCGUGCUCUAUGUUCUUCAGCUUCUGUGAGAAGAAUGUGGAUUAUGAAACAUUUAAAGCACUGAAUGAUGCAUGUCUUGUCUAUGAUGGCCGACUUGUGAUUGAUACCAACUUCCACACCAAUGACAUAGCCAUCAGAGCUGCUGGCUCCCUCACCAAAUUCUCCAAUAAAUAUUACUCAAAUGAGUGGACUCAUAGCAACUUUAGUUCCAAAGAAAUUGGCUUCCAGCUGGCAGCAGCUAUGCUCACUCUCUUUGACCCAACCCUUGAACCUGUGACUGAGCCACCGGCUGAUCUUGACCGACUCAUCCCCAUGUACAAGGGAGCCAAGAUCCAAGGAGGCAUUCUUCCUGGGUCUUACCAUUAUCUGCAUAUUGCCAAACCUGCCAUUCCAACUCCCUUAGAGGUACAAAUGGCCCAGCCUAAUUUUGGUUUAGAAAUAGUAACUGGUAAUGCAAAAAAUGGGACUUACUUCCGGAUACAUAUCAACAAGUAUAAAAUGGUGGAAACCAUCACGUGCCUUUCGAAAGAGCCUUUCCCUGCCUCCAAUUACAUCCGCCUCUUUGGCCAGCAUGAGCAACUUCUCAACAACCUGUGUAAUCGGUACGAGGACAAGCUGAUCCCAGAUCUCUACAGCUACUUCAUGGAGCCAUGGUGCAUGGCCCUCUUUCACGAUCGUUUUAUUGAUCUAAGGAAAGAGUUACGCCAGAUCUUGACCUCCAAGGAGGAGGAAGACCUUCCCUCCAUAGAACAGUUAGCCCGGCAAAUAGAAGAUGAGAAAAUUAACCUGAAGGAGAAGCCCCGGAAUUAUCUCAAAAGAGUCUACCAGGAAACCAUCUACAAGUCAUUGGUGGAGAAGAGCAUUCUUGACUACCUGCACUAUAACCACUACCAUCUGCCCAUGUACGCGUGGCCAGGCAUCAUUUAGGGGUGGCCACGUCUCCACUUUGUUGUGUUCCCACGUGGAGUUCGGCGACGUGCUCGGUGUAAAAAGGAAACCUCUCUGAAGCCUGGCUUGACAACCAAGCACCACCGUGGUUUUGGGACUUCUUUUUCCACCUCCACAAACGCCUGUAGUUUUCUAUCGUUCCAGUAGGUGGCGCACAGCCGUGGGUCUCUAUUCUGGGGCAGGGAGAUGCUUUUGAACACCAGGCUAGUUCCGGUGCAGAAUAAUCCAUUUCAGCAAUAAAAUGGGAUACACUGUGCAAGA
This is a messenger RNA of Mustela lutreola (European mink), 4553 nucleotides long. RefSeq names its product cilia and flagella associated protein 61 (gene CFAP61). The transcript has 28 exons. NCBI's taxonomy places the organism in Eukaryota, Metazoa, Chordata, Mammalia, Carnivora, Mustelidae. The coding region runs from base 558 to 4271 and encodes 1237 amino acids. The record is from RefSeq and is a predicted model, not a curated record.